Messenger RNA from Quercus lobata, 1455 nucleotides. RefSeq names its product F-box/kelch-repeat protein At3g23880-like. The transcript has a single exon. Lineage: Eukaryota; Viridiplantae; Streptophyta; Magnoliopsida; Fagales; Fagaceae. Gene Ontology annotation, molecular function: protein binding. The coding region runs from base 138 to 746 and encodes 202 amino acids. The record is from RefSeq and is a predicted model, not a curated record.
UAAGUAACGGUAGUUUAAAUACUCUGCCAAACAUCCCCAAUUUGACCGUUCCUAAAUAAAACAGUAUAUUUUUCCGAAUCCAUCGGAAUUCGGGAACCACAGAUUUGAAGAUAACUCAUCAAACGGACCAACCACAGAUGUCUCGAUCUACGGAGAUGUCCCUGUCGUCCGAGCUUCUUCCUGACAACGUCGUAUUCGACAUCCUGACUCGGCUGCCUGUGAAAUCCUUAAUCCGAUUCAGGUGCGUUUCUCAAUCUUGGAACUCCACUAUCACAAACCCCAUUUUCAUUACAAAACACCUCGAUCUAGCAAGUUCAUUAUCCGACAUCAACAACUAUGGUUAUCUGUUAGUCACGCCACUAAGAAAUUACCCGUCACUGGAUCCUUCAUCUUCCCAAGAAUGGACUACGUUUGUUUACAAUACAAACCGCACGUUGACCCAGAUUUCAAGGUUUGAAAUUCCCUUUCCUAUCAACCUCAUAAUUGGCUUCUGUAACGGCGUGUUCUGUCUUGCUGCAAUCAACGAUGACUCUGAUGAAAAAUAUCUUAGACGCUCUUUGUAUUUGUGGAACCCAAGCAUUAGAAAGUUAAAGAAGCUUCUAUCUACUCAUCCUGCUGAUCGAGCCGUUUUUGGAUUUGGGUAUCAUCCUCAAAACAAUGACUACAAGAUUCUGAGAGUUACGUUUGCUAUGCGAGAAGUGACACGAAAACCCGCUGAGGCCGAGAUUUACACACUUGAGUACUGAUUCGUGGAGAAAGGCUGUAAUUUCGGUGGAGUCAUUUAGUGGCUCUGAUUCUGGACCCAAUGGAUCAGUUGAUCGGGUAUAUUUCCCAACCCGAUUAUGUUUUAACGGAGCUUUGCAUUUUAUAGCAUUUUCAGUUGACCAUAAGUUCAUCUUGUCCUUCGACAUCAAUGAUGAGAGAUUCCGUGAGAUAUUGCUGCCUCAAAAUUACUUAGAAGGAAUUGUAAAGCAUUUUGAACGCCUUGCAAUGUUCAAGGGAUCGUUGGCUUUGAUUGUUUUUGGUGAAGAUCUAGUUGAGAUGAGUGACAUAUGCCACAUAUGGGUGAUGAAGGAGUAUGGUGUGGUUGAGUCUUGGGCUAGAAAAAGUGUACCGAUGAAACAGGUUGCAGAGUUCUUUAGCUGCACCAUCAAUGGGGAACUUUUGGUCGAAAGGUUUACCCCCUAUCAGAGCUUUUUAUUUGACCCAGAUAGUUUAAAUGAGGAAAUUCUAAAUAUUCCAAUGCCUGAAUGUAUGAUUUACACCUAAUUUUGUGGAGAGUUUAGUUUUACUUGACAGGUGAACAGCUCUUCCAAAUGCGAAAAUUAGCAAGUUAGGGUUUCUAGCAAGGUAGACCACUUUUUGAAAUUCAUAUGGAAAAUUCAUUAAGCUGUCAGAAAUUUAUGUUUAUUUUUAAUGUACUUUUGAAUAAAUGAAUCCAGCAUGUUGUGUUUU